Messenger RNA from Hemibagrus wyckioides, 9477 nucleotides. It is a transcript of the gene nav2a, whose product is annotated as neuron navigator 2a. The transcript is spliced from 39 exons. Lineage: Eukaryota; Metazoa; Chordata; Actinopteri; Siluriformes; Bagridae. The record is from RefSeq and is a predicted model, not a curated record. Gene Ontology annotation, molecular function: ATP binding; protein binding; ATP hydrolysis activity. Gene Ontology annotation, biological process: neurogenesis; nervous system development. The coding region runs from base 103 to 6945 and encodes 2280 amino acids.
AAGCAGAAGAAGAUAAUCAAGGCUGAAAAGUGUUUGAGACUACUGUGUGUGUGUGUGUGUGUGAGACGAUAUAUGUAUUUAUGUGUGGAUGUCUGAGGGGAGAUGCCCGUCAUCCUCAUGGCUACUCUGAUGAAGUCUGGACUUCCUACUCGUGCCGUUCUGCCGCUAAGCACACACUCCUACUCCAGCACUCUCAAACACACACACACAGGUCCAGGAAUGCUGCCCUCUCUGACUGAGAGACAUCAAGAACCAGCACACUUACAGAUCUACACGGACUGGGCGAAUCACUAUUUGGCCAAAUCAGGACACAAGCAGCUGAUUAAAGAUCUGCAGCAAGAUGUUUCCGAUGGAGUACUUUUGGCUGAAAUUAUCCAAGUCGUAGCCAAUGAAAAGAUUGAGGACAUUAACGGCUGCCCGAAGAACCACUCGCAGAUGGUUGAAAAUAUCGAUACAUGUCUGGCUUUUCUGGCAGCAAAAGGUGUGAACAUACAGGGACUCUCAGCUGAAGAGAUAAGAAAUGGGAAUCUGAAGGCGAUACUUGGACUGUUUUUCAGUUUAUCUCGAUACAAACAGCAGCAGCAACAGCAGCAGAGCUCGUUACACACACACCUCACACACAUUCAAACACAUACUGCACAAACACACACAGCCUCCUCGCAUGGGACACACGCCUCAGCAGCACAGAUUCAUCGAGCACAGGCGGAAAUGCAGUCCAGGACUUCCUCUGAGAGCAAACUUCUCAAGUUUUCCAUUGGUCAGAAAAAGACAUCUAGACUUCCUGGCCCUACACCAAGAGUUUCUGGUGUGUGUGUUGAGUCGUCGUCUCGAGGGUCACUCAGCUCAGCAGGGAACAGACGCAGCCAGACGUUCAGUGAAAAAAUCAAACCUGCAGCUACGCAGACCAGAGAAUCAUCAGACGCCAUUGCCUUCCAGCCUCCGAGCAUGACCGAGCACGCUCCAUCGUCAUUGGCAACCACGUCUGCCGCCACCAGCACUGUGCCGUCUUCCUCUUCCGCAUCCUCUGCCACUUCCAGUUCGGCCAUCCCUCAGCCCAACUCGAGCAGCAAACCCUGGAGGAGCAAAUCUCUGAGCGCCAAAAACAUGUCUACCUCCACUGUUUCCCCAGUUAAAGGGGAAGUUCCUUCCAAACAGAAUCCUCCCACUGACCCGCCUCCGAAAUCCCUGCCUCAGAAGUCCAUGUUGGAAAAACUGAAACUGUUCAACAGUAAAAGUGGCUCGAAAUCCUCGACACCUCCAGAGGGCGCUGCACAAAUGUCGCUCAUGUUAGAGAAGGUAGAAGCUACCGAGCCUGCGGAGGAAGCUAACGGCUAUGCGUUGACAAGCAGCAGCCCAAAGAUGGCACUGAAAGGCAUUGCACAGCGCACCUUUAGUCGAGCACUCACGGCUAAAAAGGGCUCAGUGAAGGGUGCCGACAAAGAGAAGGACAGCGACAAAGAGAAAGAGCGGGUUAAGGAGAAAGAGAAGGACAAAGAGAGAGGAAAGGAGACCUCGAAAAGAAUGUUCACUUUUGAGAAGUCAGCGAGUAAAGACGCUGUAACCACAGAGGACGUGACUACCAGAAGUGAGGUUAGCAUCGCAGCUGCUGAGCCUAAACGGACCUCAAAAAUUGCUAGCCUCAUUCCCAAAGGAGGCAAAACCAGCGGCAAGAAAGACAGCGCCCCCUCUAUGCAUAGCGGAAUCCCUAAACCAGGAAGUAAAGGCACAGCUAAGAGCUCAGGAGUGCCGCUGAAUGGCAAAGACAACGAAAGACCACGUAGCAUGAGGCUAAGCAGUGGAGUCGGUUUCCAUGGAGACAGCCGUCCCUCUUCUUCCUCUUCCAGUCUGGCGUCUACAGAGGGCAAAGGUCAUCAGAAUCACAGCGUAACCUCAGUAGGAAAUGGAGGAACUACCCAAUCCACCGCUAGCAACACAGUUAGUGUGCAGCUUCCUCAGCCUCAGCAGCAGUACAGCCACCCAAACACAGCCACUGUAGCACCGUUCAUGUACAAAUCCCAGACAGAUGGGGAUGACACCACAGAAACUGGCUCCCCGGGACGCACUGGAGAGUCGGUUAGCUUCAGCAAAACCAACCAGACGUCCACGGAAGAUUUAUCAGGUGAAGAUCCUGAGACUAGGAGACUGAGAACAGUCAGAAACAUUGCAGACCUUCGACAGAACCUGGAAGAAACCAUGUCCAGCUUACGGGGGACACAGGUCACACACAGUGCUCUGGAAACGUUUGAUAGUGGUGUUACUAUGGAAAUGAACCCUCGUGCUUUUCGGUCAUCUCGUGCAGCGCCGCUAUCGUGGACCAAUCGGCUCGGUCCGUCCAGCCCGCGGCUGCAGGCAGGCGACGCCCCGUCCCCAGGAAACGGUUAUCCGGCCCAUGGGGGCGUGGGUGGGGCUGCCCUGGGUCACACACGCUACCUUUACUCUGCUCCUCUGCGUAGGCAGCUAGCAGCACGCAGCAGCGCUGUCUGUGGGCUUGAGCUGGGAGAGCGUGGAGGAGAGGAACUCGAGCUGGACGUCAGUGGCUACGUGAGCGACGGAGACGUGCUGGCCAAGAAUGCACAUACUGAUGAGCUCAGCAGUGGCUACCUGACUGAUGGUGGGUUGAGUUUAUACACUCGCCGUAUGAACCGGUUCCCAGAUGGACUGGCACUGAUGCGAGAAACUUUGCAGAAACACGUAUCGACUGGUCAAGGAGAUGCAGACAGUUGGGAUGACAGCAGCUCUGUCAGCAGUGGGAUUAGUGACACGAUCGACACUGAUGACAUCAACACGAGCUCCUCCAUCAGCUCAUACACACACACAUCUGCCUCAUGCAGAGCUCUGAACACCCAGCCGCAGACUGAUGCUGAGAAACAUUCAGUGGUUGAGCGACACUCGAGUUGGUCCUGUGAUGAAGUCCAGAAAUCAGAUGCUGGUUCAGACAGCGGUGUGAAAAUGGAGUCUGGUGUAAAAUGGCGCCAAAACCCUUCUGACGUAUCAGAUGAGUCGGAUAAGGGAGGAUCCGGGAAGAGGUCUGGUGCCGUCUCUCAGACCGGCUCGUGGAGGCGGGGCAUGAGUGCGCAGGUCGGCGUGACGACACCACGCACCAAAAACACAGGACCAGGCGUGAUGAAAUCACACGGAACCGCAAAAACUGACGAUGCUAAAGUGUCAGAGAAAGGCCGCAUUUCUCCCCACGCUAACAACAUCCAGAGCUGUGACUCCGCCCCUUCUCGCGUUUCCUUCGGCUUUAAGAAACCCAGCUCCGGGUCCGUCUCGGGUCCCCCUGCCACGGCGAUGACUUCUAGCACAUCCAGCAGAGUCACGGUCAUCAGUGGCUCAGCCACACUGGGGAAAAUCCCCAAAUCCACGGCUCUGCUGGUGGGUGGCGUCAGAUCUGGUCUGAAAGGGUCAACACCAGAGUGCGCCAUGGUGACUCAGGAGGACGGCGGCCUAGUGACCGGCGUCCGGUCGACUCUGCAGUACCGCAGCCUGCCAAGACCUUCACGCUCCUCCCACAACCGCGCGUCCAUCAGCAGCAUCGAAUCAGGAUCGAGCGGCCGAGGCCCUGCCAUCAGUAUGACCAUCCCGGCCAAUAAGACGCGAGAGUCCGUCCCCAGCGUGAAAACCAAUCAGACGGACAAGGAGAAGGGUGGAGUCUCAGAUACGGACAACUUAAGAGCAAAUGUUGUUGGCUCAAGUUCGACAAUUCCUCAGACAGCGAGACAAGGGAGUAAAUAUACAGAAGUUUCAUCACCCACAUUGCGCAGACUCUUCGGAGGUAAAGCUGCUAAGCAGGUCACCACCACAGAGAACCUGAAGAACUCUGUGGUCAUUUCAAACCCUCAUGCCACAUUGGGACACCACUCUGUGCCCUCUGCUGGGCUCCUGGACUCCCCCUCAGCGGGCAGCAGUGUGGGUGCAGGGGGUAGCGAGCAGGUAUCCAGCCCCGGUUCGGGUUACUCUGGGGGCACCGGGACAUGGGGCCACCCGUCUGUCAGCAGUAUGCACACCAGCACUGAAUCCAUCGACAUGUCAGUCAGCAGCGGGAAUCAGCGCGACAGCAGCCACCAGGCGAUCACUCGCACCGGAAGCGCCAAGACGGAGAGCCCUUUCUCUUCCCCUUCUGCUAGUCCCAAAUUCAGCCGCAACACCUUGCCUCGGAAGCAGGACAGCCGGUACACCCCGUCACCGCAGCUCCGCCCAGAGGAGGCCCGUGAUUGGCUGCGCUCCCAUUCCAUCAGCGGAUUGCAGGACUCAGCCAGUAACUCGCCGUUUUCUACCGGUUCCAGCGUGACCUCGCCGUCUGGGACGAGGUUCAAUUUCGGGCAGCUUGCUAGUCCUACCACAGCAGCUCAGCUCAGCCUCAUGAGUCUCCGCAACAGCAGUCUGACCAAUCAGGAUGCGGUUCUGGACACGUGCAACGAGGGCCGCUUGAGAAACUCCUGUGUCUCCUUGGACGAGAAAACUCGCAUCAUGAGUCGCUCUGCCUCCUUCAGAGACGGCUUUGAAGAAGUACAUGGUUCAUCUCUUUCUCUGGUCUCGAGCACGUCUUCCAUCUACUCCACGAAUGAAGAAAAGUCACAGUCAGAGAUUCGGAAGUUGCGCAGAGAGCUGGAUGCCUCGCAGGAGAAAGUGUCAGCACUGACAACACAGCUGAGUGCUAAUGCCCACCUGGUAGCAGCAUUUGAGCAAAGUCUGGCCAAUAUGACCAUCAGACUGAAGAGCCUCACAAUGACAGCAGAGCAGAAGGACACUGAACUGAAUGAAUUGAGAAAGACCAUCGAAUUGCUAAAGAAGCAGAACGCUGUGGCUCAAGCUGCCAUUAACGGUGUCAUUAACACUCCUGAACUCACCUGCAAACCUGAACGUACAGCUUCUGUGGGCUCAGUCUCAGUACAGGCAGAGAUGUGUAUGCGCAGGCAGCACUCAUCAGACAGUGUGUCCAGCAUUACCAGCCACUCCAGCAUGGAGAAUACAGACAACUGCAGCAGGAAGAAGAAGAAAAACUGGUUGCGCAGCUCCUUUAAGCAGGCGUUCACCAAAAAGAAGUCACCUAAAUCCGCCUCGUCCCAUUCAGACAUCGAGGAAAUGAAUGACUCGCUCCCUUCAUCUCCUAAGCUUCCUCAUAAUGGAUCCAGCGGCUCAACACCCAUGCUCAGGAACUCCAACUCACUGUUGCCGGAGGGUUUAGAUGGAGAGGCGGAGACCGUAAUGCAGCUGCGGAGCGAGUUGAGAGAGAAAGAAAUGAAGUUGACGGACAUCCGGUUAGAGGCACUAAGCUCCGCCCACCAGCUCGACCAAUUACGAGAGGCCAUGAAUCGGAUGCAGUCUGAGAUCGAGAAGCUGAAAGCGGAAAAUGACCGAUUAAAGAUGGAGAAUCAAACGACGAACGGUGGCCGAGCGUUAAUCACCCCAAGUUCCAUCACGCCUCCAUCAGCUGAACUCGCGCAACAAAACCUCCACGAGUCCACAAGCUUCGAUAUUCUGCUGGAUGAUUCUGGAGGAGACGGCAGUUUCCAUAAAGACGGCCAACACGUAAAGAUUGUAGUCAGUUUACAGAGGGAAGACGCUCCCUGGAAAGAGGAGUGCAGACCUCGGGACUUCCUGAUCGGCUGUAUUGGAGUUAGUGGGAAAACCAAAUGGGACGUUUUGGAUGGAGUAGUGAAACGCCUGUUUAAAGAAUACAUCAGACAUGUAGAUCCAGUCAGUCAGCUGGGACUAAGCUCUGACAGUGUGGAGGCGUACCGCAUUGGAGACGUGAUCAGGCCCGGUAGAGCAAAAACUCCAGAACUACUUCCCUGUGGAUACUUAGUAGGGGAAAACAACACAAUAAACAUUACACUAAAAGGUGUGAGCUCCCAGUCGACUGACUCUCUCGUGUUUGAGAUGUUAAUCCCGAAGCCUGUGUUGCAGCGCUACGUGUCACUGCUACACGAACAUCGCAGGCUCAUUCUGUCUGGUCCAAGUGGCACGGGGAAAACAUACCUGGCCCAGCGUCUCGCUGAACACCUGGCACUGCUCGAGGGACGCACAGAUACACAUACUGCCAUCGCCACCUUCAGCGUGGACCACAAGUCAAGCAAGGAGUUACGGCAGUAUUUGUUGGCUGUAGUGGAACAGUGCAGUGUGGAUCAACGUGCAGCUCCUUUAGUGAUCAUACUGGACAAUUUGCAUCACAUCAGUUCACUGGGAGAGAUAUUCAAUGGCCUCCUUAACCAAACACGCCAGCACUGCCCGUACAUCAUCGGCACCAUGAGUCAGACCACAUCUUCCUCUCCUAAUUUGCAGCUUCAUCAUAACUUCAGGUGGGUUUUGUGUGCAAAUCACACCGAGCCAGUGAAGGGCUUCCUGGGCCGUUUUCUAAGGAGGAAGCUUAUCGAGACCGAGAUCAGCAGCAGGACACGGAAUCCGGAGCUGGUGAAGAUCGUUGAGUGGAUUCCUCGUCUUUGGCAUCAUCUGAACUGCUUCCUGGAGGCUCACAGCUCAUCAGACGUCACUAUAGGACCACGUCUUUUCCUGUCAUGUCCCAUGGACGUGGACGGGUCACGCAUUUGGUUUACGGAUCUGUGGAAUUACAGCAUCAUCCCAUACAUGCUGGAAGCUGUCAGAGAGGGUUUGCAGCUGUAUGGACGCAGAGCUGCAUGGGAUGAUCCUGCUCGUUGGGUGUUGGAGACGUUUCCAUGGCAAUCAAGCACCAAGCACCCUGAUUGGCCUGCGCUGUUAAAACUCCGCCCAGAAGAUGUGGGUUUGGAUGGAGGCUCAACCUCUAAAGAGGGAGCUACCAAACAGAGCAUCCAGAGUGACAGUGAUGCUGAUCCUCUGAUGAACAUGCUGAUGCGUCUGAAGGAGGCGGCUAACUGCUCCAGCACUCAGAGCUAUGACAGCGACUCCAACAGCAACGGUCACCAUGACGACAUCCUCGACUCAUCCCUGGAGUCGACGCUCUGAUGCGUCUUUUUACACUUUUCCAUCCUAAAACCUCCUGGGAAAGUUUCCUCGUGUUCAGGCAGGAAUGAAAGUAAUUGCACUACUCACAGUUCAGUUAGCAAGUUCCCAUAAUGUAAUACCUGUUGUGGAGAUGAACAGGCUUGAUGAAGAAGAAGAUGAAGAGGAAGAAGACAGAAACUGCACUACUUAUAAUUCAUCUUCAAACCACCUGCUGUGAUGGAUGGAUUAAAGAAUAGCACACGACAUCAGACAGAGAUUUUCCAGAAUCCUUACCUCACUAUAGGCCACCUUUAAUAAUAAUAAUAAUAAUAAUAAUUUUAACUUUGAAUAAGUUUAAAGCUUUGCCUGGCAUCGCCCCACAGCUUUCUUUGAGAAACAUCAAACCAUCUCUGUCUUUUCUCUCAUACAACGUUGUGUUGACAGAAUUGGUGCUACGAAUGAUUUUCUUCGCUACUGUGAAUGUCUGGACACACAUGACAGUGGCUCACAAAAGUGUGCCUCUGAUGCUGGCCAUCAUUUUAUAUAAGUCAAAGGACUGACGCGUUCUGGGAGACUUUCCCGGAGGACGAGGCAAGGUGAUUUUGUAUACGUUCGUUUCCUGUUCUGUAAUCGUUCGUUUGCAUGAUCAGUAUUGGUUCCUCACCAGCAUGGAGUUUUCCCUUGGUUUGUGUCUCGUAGGCACUCGUUCACUGAAGAACUCCCUCGGUCUCUCUUUCAUCUCCUCUUUUUGGUGCUGAAGAACCCGGUGCCUUACUGCAUUUUUGCAUUGAGAACCUGAAUGGCGCUGUGUUCUUAUCCUCUCGAGCAAAAGGGCUUCAUGCUGCACACAUGAGCAGCUCAGAGUGGUUUCAUCAUUAUAAUGACACUUACAAUCGUCUUAUUGCUUAUACAAUGCAGAGGAGGAAUGAAAACAUUAGGCACAAAAACCCUGUGAUGCUUUGAAGGAGCAUGCACAGAUGUGCGUGUUUAUACCUCAUCGACUGUCCAGAACUUUACGUUGGCCUUAAUUCCCAUGCGACAUCACUGUGAAGGGGAAUGACUUAAAGAGUGCUUAUCUCGGAAUCCCAAAUGUUCACUGGUUUUCUAAAAUAAAAGAGCUUAAUAUAGUUUGUAAACAGUUUGUAAAAGCCUGCCCAAGCUGCGUUUUAGAAUUCUUGUUUCAAACCUCAUUGAAAUACUCGACACAUCCACUGUACAUCAGGUAGUUAGCCCCACCCAUUCAUGUUAUAGCAGGUUCAUUCUCCCCUUUCAUUGUACAGCAGGUUAGCCCCGCCCAUUUACUUUAUAGUAGGUUAGCUCCACCCAUUCAGCUCUGGCCAUUUACAUUACAGCAGGUUAGGCCCACCUGUUCAUGUUACAGCAGAUUAGCUCAGCCAUUCACGUUACAGCAUGUUAGUCUGACCCAUUCACGGUACAACAGGUUAGCUAUACCUAUUUACUUUACAGUAGGUUAGCUCCACCCAUCUUUUCACUUUACAGCAGGUAAGCCCCGCCCACUUUCACAGAAUUCUGUAGCAGUAUUUAAGUGAAGGAUGUUGCAUCAUGCAGGUAAACCUUGUACCUAGCCAUCAGGAAACAAAUAAGCUACAUAAGUGUCCACAUGAGCGUCAGUGUUCUGAAUUAUGGCAUGCUAUGAUGCGACGUUACUGCUGAAAGAUGAAUAUUUAGGACCCAACAGCAGACCCACACCCUGGAAGCCUGAGAUAUCUCAUUGAUUCAUGACUUCAGUAUGAACCCUGGGGGGCAGCUUUAUCUAACCAUGUAUGCAUUGUACUCAAUGAGCUAACAUUAGCUAGCUACAGUCAGCCUUUCUAAUCUGCUAAUUCUGUAGCUAGUCAUGUCACUAACAGUCGCCUAUUUUUUAUCUCUUCGUUUUGUUCUGAGAGACGAAGAAAGGAAGGGAAAUGCUAAAAUGAAUGAUGACUUUUUGUACAUAAAACUACGCAAAUAUUAUAAGUGGACUUCAGGGAAAAAGAUCAAAAACAAAAACAUCGUUGGAUACGGGACCUUAAUGCUAAUUAAUGCCAUAUCAGAUGACUCUUCCGCUGCUUUUAUAGACUUUUAGGAAGAGUUAGUGAAUGGAACGACAGAAGAAACAAGUGUUGGUUGGAUAUCAGGAAUUGAUUGUGGUUUUGUUUAAAUUCCUCAUGAAUUUCUUGUGUUGUUGAAUUUGUGCAGAUUUAUGUUAAUAAUGUCGCUUACCUUCAGCAUCUUGAUCCUAUGCAACAUUGUUCAGAUUUUAUAUGGAAGCCAAAUAAGGUAUCAGCACUGCCAAGUGUGUGUGUGUGUGUGUGUGUGUGUAUUUAUAUAAAUAUGGAUUGUACACUCUGUAUAUACUCUGUGAAUAAUUCUCAGAUUAUGAUGUGCCUACAUUUUAUAAAGUUGGAUGUAAGUCAAUUCAAGCACAGACCUGUUUUAAUUUUAUUCUCAUUACUGAAUGUUUAUUUGCUGUGUAAAUGAGUUAAAUGCACAACAUUCAUUUUUUUAAAAUCCUGCAUUUGGAUGAAUAAAAUUUUACUUACAUGUUUAUAA